Sphenostylis stenocarpa is the source of this 3591-nucleotide messenger RNA. Lineage: Eukaryota; Viridiplantae; Streptophyta; Magnoliopsida; Fabales; Fabaceae. The record is from the annotation of a GenBank genome assembly.
AUGAUAGUACUACAUAAGGAUCAGACACAGCACAAGGAUGUCAGAUCUAGUCUCACACUGAGUGGCAUCUACUUUUUCAAGCUAACGGAUUCUGCUGAAUCUGUAACCUUUCAUAGUUUUUUUAAGAUUAGUCUCUGUCCUUCAAAUAUGUCAUCAAAACCAUUCAAGCCAAGCCGUUUAUCUCAUUCUCAGUCAGCAACUUCUGAGGCACCUGACGCCCAGAAGCCUCCUAUGCCUCCAACCGUAACUUUUGGGCGAAGAACUUCCUCGGGUCGCUACAUCAGCUACUCCAGAGAUGAUCUUGACAGUGAACUAGGGAGUAGUGACUUCAUGAAUUACACAGUGCACAUGCCUCUGACACCUGAUAACCAACCUAUGGAUCCAUCAAUUUCACAGAAAGUUGAGGAGCAAUAUGUGUCAAGUUCCCUUUUCACAGGAGGAUUCAACAGUGUUACUCAUGCCCAUCUAAUGGAUAAGGUGAUAGAUUCCGAAGCAAGUCAUCCACAGAUGGCUGGUGCAAAAGGAUCUUCAUGUGCAAUUCCUGGCUGUGAUUGUAAGGUGAUGAGUGAUGAACGUGGUGUGGAUAUUCUUCCUUGUGAGUGUGAUUUUAAGAUAUGUAGAGACUGCUAUAUUGAUGUUGUAAAAUCAGGAGAUGGAAUGUGCCCGGGAUGCAAAGAGCCUUACAAGAACACAGUGCUAGAUGAAGUCGCUGUGGAUGAUCGAAAUGGAAGGCCAUUUCCACUUCCUCCCUCAAGUGGAGUGUCUAAAAUGGAGAGGAGAUUGUCCUUAAUGAAGUCAACAAAGUCGGCGUUAAUGAGAAGCCAGACUGGAGAUUUUGAUCACAAUCGGUGGCUCUAUGAAACAAAGGGUACCUAUGGCUAUGGCAAUGCCAUUUGGCCAAAGGGAGGAAAUUUUGGAAAUGGAAAUGGGGAUGAUGAUGAUGUUCUUGAGCCAAUGGAUCUGAUGAACAGACCCUGGAGACCACUUACAAGGAAACUCAAGAUACCUGCUGCUGUUCUCAGCCCAUAUCGUCUCAUCAUUUUCAUUCGGUUGGUUGUCUUGGUACUGUUCCUGGCAUGGAGGGUGAAGCACAAAAAUACUGAUGCAAUCUGGCUAUGGGGCAUGUCUGUGGUUUGUGAGAUAUGGUUUGCCUUUUCUUGGCUUCUGGAUCAACUGCCCAAGCUAUGCCCGAUAAAUCGCUCCACAGAUCUUAAUGUUCUGAAGGAAAAAUUUGAAAUGCCAAGUCCCAACAAUCCUACUGGAAAGUCUGAUCUACCGGGGAUAGAUGUCUUUGUCUCUACUGCUGAUCCUGAGAAAGAACCACCUCUUGUCACUGCAAACACCAUCUUAUCUAUCUUAGCCGCAGACUAUCCGGUUGAGAAACUUUCUUGCUAUGUUUCUGAUGAUGGGGGUGCACUUCUGACCUUUGAGGCAAUGGCUGAAGCUGCCAGUUUUGCUAAUGCAUGGGUUCCAUUCUGCCGUAAGCAUGACAUAGAGCCUAGGAAUCCUGAAUCAUAUUUCAACUUAAAGAGAGAUCCCUAUAAAAACAAAGUGAAACCAGAUUUUGUCAAGGAUCGUAGACGGGUGAAACGUGAGUAUGAUGAGUUCAAGGUCAGGAUCAAUGGUCUGCCUGACUCUAUCCGCCGCCGGUCUGACGCCUUUCAUGCAAGAGAGGAAUUGAGGGCCAUGAAACUGCAGAGACAAAACAAGGUAGAUGAACCUGUAGAACCUGUAAAGAUUCCAAAAGCCACAUGGAUGGCUGAUGGAACUCAUUGGCCAGGGACUUGGUUGAAUCCUUCAUCUGAGCACUCUAAGGGUGAUCACGCGGGAAUAAUUCAGGUGAUGUUGAAACCUCCUAGUGAUGAACCUCUUCUUGGAAAUGCUGACGAUACAAAGCUCAUUGACCUGGCUGAUGUUGAUAUCCGUCUCCCCCUUUUGGUUUAUGUUUCUAGAGAGAAACGUCCAGGCUAUGAUCACAACAAAAAAGCCGGGGCCAUGAAUGCCUUGGUUCGAGCCUCAGCCAUCAUGUCCAAUGGUCCUUUUAUACUGAAUCUUGACUGUGACCACUACAUCUACAACUCCAAGGCAAUGAGGGAAGGUAUGUGCUUUAUGAUGGACCGUGGUGGUGACCGCAUUUGCUAUGUUCAGUUCCCACAAAGAUUCGAGGGGAUUGACCCUUCUGACAGAUAUGCCAAUCAUAACACUGUCUUCUUUGAUGUCAACAUGAGAGCACUUGACGGACUUCAAGGGCCAGUCUAUGUAGGAACCGGUUGCCUUUUUAGAAGGGUCGCGCUUUAUGGUUUUGAUCCUCCUCGCUCUAAAGAACGCCAUCCUGGCUGCUGCAGUUGCUGCUUUGGUAGUAGAAAGAAGAAUGCUAACAUCUCUGAAGAGAACAGAGCACUGAGGAUGGGUGAAUCUGAUGAAGAAGAAGAAAUGAAUCUAUCAAUGUUCCCUAAAAGGUUUGGAAACUCAACUUUCCUCAUCGACUCAAUCCCAGUGGCAGAGUUCCAAGGAAGGCCACUUGCUGAUCACCCUGCAGUGAAGAAUGGACGCCCUCCGAGUGCCCUUACCAUACCUCGUGAGCUUCUUGAUGCAUCAACUGUGGCAGAGGCCAUCAGUGUGAUCUCUUGCUGGUAUGAGGACAAGACUGAGUGGGGACAGCGCGUUGGAUGGAUCUAUGGAUCAGUUACAGAGGAUGUGGUCACUGGAUAUAGGAUGCACAAUAGAGGAUGGAAAUCAGUUUACUGUGUUACCAAGCGUGAUGCAUUCCGUGGCACUGCUCCCAUCAAUCUCACUGACAGGCUGCAUCAGGUCCUCAGAUGGGCAACCGGGUCAGUCGAAAUAUUCUUCUCAAGAAACAAUGCACUUCUGGCUAGCUCAAGAAUGAAGUUUCUCCAACGGAUUGCAUACCUUAAUGUUGGAAUCUAUCCAUUCACUUCCUUUUUCCUAAUUGUCUACUGCUUCCUUCCAGCACUUUCCCUCUUCUCUGGUCAAUUCAUUGUUCAAACUCUCAAUGUCACUUUCCUUGUUUAUCUCUUGACCAUCACUGUGACUUUGUGCAUGCUGGCGGUGCUUGAAAUCAAGUGGUCUGGCAUUGAGCUGGAAGAAUGGUGGAGAAAUGAGCAGUUUUGGUUAAUUGGAGGGACAAGUGCACACCUAGCUGCUGUGUUGCAGGGUUUGCUUAAAGUCAUAGCAGGGAUUGAAAUCUCCUUCACAUUGACAUCAAAAUCUGCAGGGGAUGAUGUGGAUGAUGAGUUUGCUGAUCUAUAUAUUGUGAAGUGGACAUCCCUUAUGAUACCACCAAUCACAAUUAUGAUGGUUAACUUGAUAGCAAUAGCAGUUGGAGUUAGCAGGACCAUAUACAGUGUCAUACCUCAGUGGAGUCGUCUACUAGGUGGUGUUUUCUUCAGUUUUUGGGUCUUGACCCAUCUCUACCCCUUUGCAAAAGGUUUGAUGGGGAGAAGAGGGAGAACGCCUACCAUUGUUUUUGUAUGGUCAGGUCUCAUAGCAAUCACAAUAUCACUCCUUUGGGUGGCAAUCAAUCCCCCUGCUGGUACAAACCAAAUCGGUGGUUCAUUCCAGUUCCCAUGA